AUGGUUGAUGAACCAUUUAUAGUUGAUGAACCACUUAAAGCUGAUGAACCACUUUUAAUUGAUGGACCAGUUAAAGUUGAUGAAUCACUAUUAGUUGAUGGACCACUUAUAGUUGAUGGACCACUUACUGUUGACGGAUCUUUUAUAGUAAAUGAACCAUUUAUAGUUAAGGAACCACUUAUAGUUGAUGGACCACUUACAGUUGAUGGGCAAUACAUGGUUGAUGGACCAUUUAAAGUUGAUGAACAACUUAUGGUUGAUGAACCCCUUUUCGUUGAUGGCCAACUUAUAUUUGAUGGACCAUUUAUAGUUGAUGGACCACUUACAGUUGAUAGACCAUUUAUAAUUGAUGAACCAUUUAUAGUUGAUGGACCACUUAUAGUUGAUAAACCAAUUUUGGUUGAUGGACCAUUUAUAGUUGAUGGACAGUUUAUAGUUGCAUUUGAUGGACCGUUUAUAGUUGAAGGAACAUUUAUAGUUGAUGAACCACUUUUGGUUGAUGGACCAUUUAUAGUUGAUGGACCAAUUUUAGUUGAUGCACCAUUUAUAGUCGAUGGACUAUUUAUAGUUGAUGAAUCAUUUAUAGUUGAUGAACCAUUAUAG
This is a messenger RNA of Ruditapes philippinarum (Manila clam), 603 nucleotides long. RefSeq lists its product as uncharacterized. The transcript is spliced from 2 exons. The record is from RefSeq and is a predicted model, not a curated record. Lineage: Eukaryota; Metazoa; Mollusca; Bivalvia; Venerida; Veneridae. The coding region runs from base 1 to 603 and encodes 200 amino acids.